CGCUGGGCUACAGCGAUGGGCUCUGGCGGGCUUGUGGCGCGGCGACUCGGGUCGCUGCUGUGGUGCAGGGCCCUUUCCCCGGGAGCUGGGCCUUCGGCGGGCCCGGGGCCCCGGCUUGGGCUGCUGGCCGCGGGGUGGUAUAAGGCGGGACCGGCGCUCGGCCGGGCCUGCCUGACUCCCGAUCACGCGCGCGGCCUGCACGGCGGACCCGGCCUGGAGGAGCGGGCUCAGGGGGCAGCCGGUGAGGGGCAGCCGGAGUCAAGCACAGCAGAUCAUACUGGCCCCAAGUUUGACAUCGAUAUGCUGGUUUCACUUCUGAGGCAAGAGAAUGCAAGAGACAUUUGCGUGAUCAAGGUUCCUCCGGAAUUGAAAUACACAGAUUACUUUGUGAUUGGUAGUGGAACAUCUACCCGACACUUGCAUGCCAUGGCCUACUACAUUGUGAAAAUGUACAAAUACUUGAAAUGUAAAAGCAAACCUCAUGUUAAGAUUGAAGGGAAGGACACUGAUGACUGGCUGUGUGUGGACUUUGGCAGCAUGGUGAUUCAUUUGAUGCUUCCAGAAACCAGAGAGACCUAUGAAUUAGAGAAAUUAUGGACCCUACGUUCUUAUGAUGACCAGUUAGCUCAGAUAGCACCUGAGACAUUACCCGAAGACUUCAUUCUUGGAAUAGAAGAGGACACUUCAUCCCUGACUCCAGUGGAGUUCAGAUGAGAAUAAAAUGAUAUGAACUGCUUUAGUCAUUAUCACAUUUGGAUUGAGUCACUUAAAAAUGUAACUGAAUGAAACCCCACCUACUUGGUCAGGUUGUUGUCAAAACAAGUCUUAUUUAUGGGCACUCAUGCUAAAUGAAUGUGGAAAUUGUAGGUAAGUGAGCUAAUCCUCACACCAAGAAUCAAUACGUUCAAAUUAAAAUUUUAAUAUAUUGUUUUUAUUCCUGAGAUCCCAGCAGGAUUUCUGGGAGCUAACACUGGCCCCGGCCUCUGUGUUCUCUGUUCACAGUUUAAUUAAUUUUGCGUAAGUGUAAAUCUUAUUCGGUAGAAUGGAAUAGCCAGGUUUUGGGGUUUUUUUUUAAUAAAGCAGAAAACACAUAACUGCCCCACUGGUGUUGUUACUUAAAACCUACAGGUUUUAGUUCAUAUGUACCAAUAUUAUAAAGAUCCAAAGUAAGUACUAUGGAAUGUAGAAAAUAAUGUACCACUUGAUAUUGGUACUUGCCUUGAGACUGACGUAGUAUUACUAAAAAUCUGUUUAUAGUUUGACCAAAUUUGAACAUUCAUGUUUAUUUGAAAAACCAGAAAUAAAAGAUACCAUACACCAAGCUGCACCUAAUGAUGAAAAACUUUAUUCUGCAUCAAGGUAUCUGAAAAAUGAAGCUGCAUUUGGGGCACAUUACAGAUGAGGAAUGAUCCAUGUGCGGUGAGUACAAAACUCAAUUACAGAAUUAGAUACUCCAUUACCAUUGCUUAAUUAAAAGUAAAACAUGAUUUGCCACACUAAAGGCUAGAAGUGAAAUAUGACAAAAUUUUAAACCAGCAGAUAUAAAUGCAGCACCUAUCUGUGUGUGUGUGUAUACACACACACACAACAACAACAACAAAUAUGGGAAAAAUCAAACACUGAGGAAGAGCUCUGGCCUAACCACAUCUCACCUGAAAUCCAACCAGAAAGCCAGUCUGAUUUUAAUUUUUGCAAUUCAUUGUAUGAAAACAUUAUGAAUGCUAUAUGAAUCGUGUGACAAAGGGCACUUUUUGGCUAAAACUACAAAAUAAACUGGUUUUCUGGAAACAUUUAGGAAAACAUUUCAAGUCAUUUUCAAAAUGUCUAA
Panthera uncia (snow leopard) is the source of this 1828-nucleotide messenger RNA. It is a transcript of the gene MALSU1, whose product is annotated as mitochondrial assembly of ribosomal large subunit 1. The coding region runs from base 16 to 714 and encodes 232 amino acids. The transcript is spliced from 4 exons. NCBI's taxonomy places the organism in Eukaryota, Metazoa, Chordata, Mammalia, Carnivora, Felidae. Gene Ontology annotation, cellular component: mitochondrion. Gene Ontology annotation, biological process: negative regulation of ribosome biogenesis; negative regulation of translation. The record is from RefSeq and is a predicted model, not a curated record. Gene Ontology annotation, molecular function: ribosomal large subunit binding.